Metarhizium acridum CQMa 102 is the source of this 879-nucleotide messenger RNA. RefSeq lists its product as uncharacterized. Lineage: Eukaryota; Fungi; Ascomycota; Sordariomycetes; Hypocreales; Clavicipitaceae. The record is from RefSeq and is a predicted model, not a curated record.
AUGUUUCUCAUCCUGGACUACAUUCCAGGCAAGCCUCUUGCCAAGGAAAAGCUGCUCCGCGCUCACAGCACCAUCAAGACCAAUUUCUACCGCCAACUGCUAGGCUAUUUAGCAGAGAUUCGGUCUUUAGAGCUGCCCGCCAUCGGUUCUCUCAUGCCAAGCGGCGAUGCGUCGCAGCCGAUAGUUGGCCGUCUUCUUACACAAUCCUCAAACGAUGCUCGCCGAGAAUUGUCGAGAUUCGUGUCCGCCAAGGCAUUUGUGGAGUCCCAAUUCGACCUCAUUUCCAGCUAUCUACUUGCGCCGCGACGUGAUCACCCGGAGGACGAGGUUCGCUACGACAUGUUUUGCAUCAACAGCAUGAAACCUUGCUUCAAUAGCGUUAUAAAGCCCGAGUUUGACAAUGGUCCAUUUGUCCUUAGCCACCCAGAUUUACGGCCAAGCAAUAUCAUUGUUGAUGAAGAGAUGAAGAUCGUAGGCUUUAUUGAUUGGCAGUUUACAAGCACAGUUCCUCGCCAGCUUUGCACGCCGCCAGCAUGGGUCACCGGCCAUAUAUGGACGAAUUAUGCCAAGUUAUUCCUCUCACAAUUUUCUGUCGCCCUGGCUCUUGAUGACCAACUCCCCAAACAGCUCAAGCGGGAGUGGCGCGACCCAUCAAGCACCUCUUUUCACGUUGCUCACAUUAUCCGUUGCCCUUCUGACCUCAAUUAUGUUUUUCAGAAUUAUUACGCCAGAGGACAAGAUGCAAAGCAGCUUGAGGAGGCCGAGGCCAAGCUUUUCCAGAACCCACAACUGGCUUCAGAGGCUCAGGGAAUAGCGGAACGGAACCUCCAGUACACGGGGUACUUGAAGAGCCAGGGAAGAUGCAUCAAGACGUCUUGA